GCUCCGCCGCCCGGGGCCCGCUCUCCCCGACGGCGCCGCGCUGCGAGGCAGAGGUUCCUGUUUGCCAGGAGACCAGAAGCUGCAAAAGAAAACCAAGAACGUCUGGCAUUUGUCAGGUUUCUUUGGAGCCUUUAGUGACACAGCUGAGUUUUUGGAGAAAUUUCCCUUACUGCCUCGAUUACGAAACAUUAUUGAGCUUUCACUCUGAUGCCAAAGAUAACACCGCAGUCGGGCUGGAAACCCUAAAUAGACCGUUCUCCCUGGCCUCACUCAAUUGAUUGAAAUGCUCAUAUGGAGAGCCCCUGCAGGCUGCCCACAUUUUCCCAAAAUGGCUUGUUUUCCUGAAACGACUCCCAGGAGAAGCCAGGAGUUCCUCACUAAGCAGACUGCCCGGGUAGAGAGCAUUUCUAUUUCAAAUGCUGAGUUUGCAAAGGACUCAGACUGGAUACUUGUCCAUAGGCUUCUGGUCACGCUGUGAUGUGGGACUACUUAUCCUGGUGUCCUGUUCAGAAGGAUUCUGAGGUCAAACGCUUUUCAGACAGACUCACUAUGAUGCGGGAUUCCAGGGCAAUGCGGUUUUGAAGAAACAAACAUACAGCUCCCGGCCACAUGGCCCACAUGUUCGUCUACGGGACCCUGAAGACGGGCCAGCCCAACCACCAGGUCCUGCUGGACGGCACCCAUGGGCGCGCGGCCUUCCAGGGCCGGGGCUACACAGUCGAGCUGUACCCGCUGGUGAUCGCGGGGGAGCACAACAUCCCGAGGCUGUUGAACCUGCCAGGCCAGGGGCGCCGUGUAGCCGGGGAGGUCUACGCCGUGGAUGAGCAGAUGCUGCGCUUCCUAGACGAGUUCGAAGGCUGCCCAGACAUGUACCAGCGCACCCGGGUGAUGGUCGCUGUUGAGGGGGCAGGGGAGACCCUGUGGUGCUUCGUGUACAGCACGGCCACCUUCCCGCCUGAGUGGGUCCAUCUCCCGUACCACGACGAUUAUGACUCGCAGGGGGAGCACGGGCUUCGCUAUAAUCCGCGAGAAAACAGAUGAGAAGUGCAAGGGGCGCGGCUGCCAGAGGGCUGAGAACCCAAUGGUUAGAAGAUGACCUCGUCGGGUCCACCCUCACGAAAUGCAAAAGCCCAGUAAUGCCCUUUGAAACAAACAUUUGUAAAACGCUUCUGUUGGGGGGAAAAAUCUUUUUCAGUGGCAGCUGAUUUCCCAAAUAAUUUUGACACACUGAUAACGAGAUUGUUUCCUGAAAUCUGUCUCACUGAUAAUGCUUUAUUGCUUGCUGCUUAAAGAGCAUCGUGGGCUUCAAUGUACUGGAUGAGAAAAACUCAGGAUUUUAAUUCCCCUAAAUGACAUUUUGAAAACUUAUGUUAUCAUGCUUUUCUUAUUAUGUUGGUUUUUUUUUUCUUUGCUUUAAUCUGUAGAUAACAUUUAAAAAGAAUUUAAAGACUUUGUGUGGCAGCUAGAUUUUGACAGCCCUGCUGUAUUGAUUCUGACCUGCAGCACUUGAGAGAAAUUUUUUUAAAGCUGAUUUUAGACAUCUCAGUGUAAUAAAAGAAAAGAACCUCAAGAAAAACAUGCUGUAUUUUAGAGUACCUUUGAAUAUAUAUAACAUCAUUCUUCAUAAUUUUCAGAUCAAGCUUAUAGAGAGAUUAUUAAACUAGAUAGUCUGGAAAAUCAAAUAUAAAAGUAUUGGUGCUAUUGUUGGCCCUCUUUUUGAGUCUACUUAUUUGGUAGAAGGUUCUUUUCCUUCUAAUCUAGCAAAAUAACAAGCGCCCACUUGCUGGCAGAGCAGCUGAACACCCCGAUUUCAGACGGAAGCUCCUGGGAGCCCAGUGGCAAAGCACAGUCCCUACCCCCAGAGGGAGCGGCGUUUGGGGGCGGGCCAUUCAGAGAAGAACCAACACGUUAGCAAUUUGUUCUUCAGGCCUGACAGAAAGCUUAGCUUCCAAAUACAAACAGCACUUCUUAAAGUAAUUUUAGCAAGGCGUGAUGUACCCGUUACCGCCCGCCUCCACCCGAUGAUCUGUCAGGGUAGAUUCAGAUCAGCACACGACUCUGCCUCUGCUUGCCUACCAGCAAAGUAUGAAAUGUAUUCUAAGAGUUUCAGAACCAGAUGAAAAUACAGCUGCUGGUCCUGAGUAACCUCACUUUCUGUCGGGAGAGCUCACUUACUCUUCAACUUACUGGUAGACUGUGAUCGCUCACUGUAUCGGUCACGAAAGGAUGACCGUUAUUUUUAGCCCUUUUUUCUUAAUUGGAAAUUUGCUUCACAAGAACACAGGCGAGGAUGGGUAUCAGCUGACGAGCUGUGGCAGCCCCCCCCACCCCACCCCCCCACCGCUGGGGUGAGGGAGCCCCGCGGGGUGCCCUGGCACGGGAAAGGGGGUCGCCCCCGGGGACUCAGGGUCCACCCUCACCAUUACAUCCACACAGGAGGGAUCUCCAGGACCAUCACUUGUGCCGUCUGGACUUCACGGGGGUAUGAACGACCACAAGCAGCCGUUAGGGCCUCAAGCCGGAUGAAGCAGCUUAAUCAGUUAAUAAGGUGGCAAAUGC
Messenger RNA from Hippopotamus amphibius kiboko, 2559 nucleotides. RefSeq names its product gamma-glutamylamine cyclotransferase (gene GGACT). The coding region runs from base 610 to 1041 and encodes 143 amino acids. NCBI's taxonomy places the organism in Eukaryota, Metazoa, Chordata, Mammalia, Artiodactyla, Hippopotamidae. The record is from RefSeq and is a predicted model, not a curated record. The transcript has 5 exons. Gene Ontology annotation, molecular function: gamma-glutamylaminecyclotransferase activity.